AUGGAUGAAGAGCAAAAUGAUAUUGUGCCUUCUUUUACAGAACUAGGAAUGAAAGAUUAUGAUAAAACAAAUGAUAUUAUUCGAUUUUAUUAUUUUUUUAAAAGACAAGAAGAAUGUCACGAUAUGUCUCAUAAUAAUUUAGAUACCUGGAUCAUCAGACAACUUGCAUCAUUUGCAUAUAAUAAACUACAAGAAUCUGAUAAUUCUAUAACAGAUAAUUACAUUAAAUAUCAAUAUCAUUAUAAUGCUCAACACACUGUGUUAGAAAUAAUCCAUGGUAAUACAGGACAUACUUCGAUUCGAUCUGAUUGUGCUAUAAUCGAUGACAAUAUAAAACAAGAUAUUAAUAAUUAUCUUCAUAACUAUGCAAAUAUUUAUGGAUUUCUGUCUCUAGAUAUAACAUAUACUAGUGUAUAUGAAGCCUAUAUUUCUACUAUCAAGUCCAAUAAAGAAGAUAAUUAUAAACCUAUAGCUUAUACAACAUUCACUCAAAUUUGGCAUGAAGUUGCACCUGAUAUUCGAUUUAUGACUAAAGCAUCAGAUUUAUAUGAUAGAUGUGAGCAACUUCAUAUUAAAAUUUGA
This is a messenger RNA of Cetraspora pellucida, 582 nucleotides long. The record is from the annotation of a GenBank genome assembly. NCBI's taxonomy places the organism in Eukaryota, Fungi, Glomeromycota, Glomeromycetes, Diversisporales, Gigasporaceae.